GAAAUCCUAGACCGUCGCUUAAUAUCCAAAAAGUGGCUAAUUGAAUCCUCUUUUUUGUUUAGGGUUCAGAGUAAUAAAAUCGGAUGCCAUGAAGAGGACAAUGCCAUGGAAUGAUCAGGAUAAUUCUUCAUCCUCUGAUGAAUCUUCAUCGUCUGACGAAUCCAAGGAUAAGAAACCUCAAGGCAAGUUUGGAAAGCGUAAGAGUGGUGCUAUAGACUUUGAUGCAUUGAGGAAACACGGCUACAAAGGAGGACUAUCAGUCCUAAAUGUGCCUCCGCCGAAAGAUGACACGCCGCAAGACUGGACUUGGUCUACUGGCAAAGAUCGCCGGGAGGUUGAAGAGUCUAUUGAAGAGCGACAGAGAACUAGAGCUGCGUUAGCUGAGGGGGAGCUACUUGCGAAUGCGAAAACAACCAGAGAGAAGAAAAGCUUAUCCUUCUCUCAGAAGGAGAAGAGGAAGCGAGACCUGGGUCAGGCUAGUAGAGGCAAGAAUUACGUUGAAGAAGAGAAGAGAUUGCUGAGGGAAAGUGGUAUUUACUCUAGUUUUGAUUCUUGAUAGCUCAUAAAUAACAGCAGAACCUCCUUUAUGAAUAACCUUAACUUUUAA
Ricinus communis (castor bean) is the source of this 607-nucleotide messenger RNA. RefSeq lists its product as uncharacterized. NCBI's taxonomy places the organism in Eukaryota, Viridiplantae, Streptophyta, Magnoliopsida, Malpighiales, Euphorbiaceae. The record is from RefSeq and is a predicted model, not a curated record. The transcript is spliced from 2 exons. The coding region runs from base 89 to 556 and encodes 155 amino acids.